Stylonychia lemnae is the source of this 1335-nucleotide messenger RNA. NCBI's taxonomy places the organism in Eukaryota, Ciliophora, Spirotrichea, Sporadotrichida, Oxytrichidae. The record is from the annotation of a GenBank genome assembly.
AUGAAGGAAAUAAUAAAUAUUGGUAUAGGAAAUUAUGGGAUACAAAUUGCCAAUGAAUUCCUUGAAGAACUCUGCAUUGAUCAUGAUAUUGGCUUAGAUGGGGUGAAAAAGCCUUUAUCUGAAAAGGACUAACAACUAGAUUAUCCUAAUAUUUACUUUGAGGAAUUGAGCAGUGGAAAGUUUAUUUCGAGAUCUUUGCUGAUUGAUACUGAUUCCACAAAGAUAGAAAACGUAAGAAGUGGAAAAAUGAGGCAAUUGCAGUCGAUUGACAAUUACUCAUGCUUAAAGUCAGGAGGAUCUGGAAAUUAUGCAAAAGCUAGAAAUGCUUAUGAGGACGGGCUUAUAGAUUCGUUCCAAGAUAAAUUGAGAAAGCUAGUUGAGGGUUGUGAUAAAUUUCAAGCUUUUCAAGUCCAAUAUGCCACAGGUGGAGGGACUGGAUCUGGACUUGGAAGUAAGAUAACAGAACACUUAUCUGCAGAGUAUCCAGGUGAGUUGGUAUAGACAUUCAAUUUACUUUCCAACGGCAAAUUAUAGGAGAGAAGUCUAGAGACAUAUAAUACAGUCCUUGGCUUUAAUUCCCUAGUUUAAAAUGUAUAAUCCACUGUACUGUUUGAUAAUCAUUCCCUUUUCAAUUUAUGUCAGAGACAAUUCAAACUACCUAAGCCAAAUAUUGAAGAUGUAAAUUACCUGAUGACCUAGUAUAUGACUACUAUUACUAGUGCAAUAAGGUUUCCGAGCAAGUAGAUAAAUGAUUUUAGAAAGAUGGCAACUUCUACUGUUCCAUUUCCUAGGAUGCAUUUCUUCAUUCCAUCAAUGGCGAAUCUUGCGCCUAGAUAUACUGAAGAAUACGAAAAAGAUGAUAUGAGAACAAAAGACGUGUGCUACAGACUAUUUGAUGCCAGAAAUACUUUACUGGAUGUAGACUUUUCCAAAGGAAGAUUCUACGGUUACACAGCUAUUUUUAGAGGUAUAAAUUACUCUACAGUUGAUCUUAUCUAAGCGCUGCGUAAAAAUUAGGAUAGUAAUAGCAGUUAUUUUGCGGAAUGGCUGCCUGAUCAUCAUGCUGUUGGUGUUAUUAGCAGGGACUUAAAGUAUCUGCCUAAAAAUUAAGGGAUUUUAUUGGGAAAUUCAACUUGUAUUAGCUAAACGCUUGAGAAACUAGUAGAAGAUUUUACCAAGUUAUUAAGAAGAAAAGCCUAUCUAACUCAUUUUACUGAAUAAGGUUUGGAUGAGAUGGAAUUUACUGAAGCAGAAAGUAACUUAAACGAUUUAAUCUCAGAAUUCAAACCUUGCAAUUAUUAUGAUGGUGAGCAUGAAGAAGCAGAUGAUUAUUGA